UAUUUUUUUGGUGUGAAAUAGAAUUAAGGUUUUAUAUUUGAGUUAUAUUUAAUUUCACAAUGAAGUUCAAUUUUACAAAAUUAAAUUCAAAAACCACGGCUUUUUUUCUUUGUGAUAUUCAAGAUAAAUUUCGGCCAGCUAUGCCUUUAUUUGAUUCACUAAUUAAGAACACUUCGAAAUUGCUCAAAAUGGGAAAGGCAUUGGAGGUGCCACUCUUCGUCACAGAACAAUAUCCGGAAAAGUUAGGCAGAACUCCAAAGGAACUUGACAUCAGUCAUGCGUGUGUCUUAGCGGCAAAGACUCAAUUCAGCAUGUUGGUACCAGAGUUGGAAUGCAAGCUUCAAGAAGUUUACACGGAGAACAAAUUAACGGAUGUUGUCAUAUUUGGUAUUGAGGCUCAUGUAUGCGUUGAGCAAACUGUUCUGGAUUUGUUGAACCAGGAUAUCAGAGUCCAUGUGGUAGCAGAUUGUUGCUGUUCACGUGCUAAACAAGAUCGUAGGACGGCGUUGAAUCUUAUGCGUCACUUGGGCGGGAUGAUAACCACAAGUGAGAGUAUUUGCUUUAAUCUACUAGGCAAUAAAAAUAAUCCGAAAUUCAAUGCUAUUAGGGAUUUGGUUAAAGCUGUUUCUGACGAUAUGUCUGAGAAAUAAAUACUUAUUGUCUUAUAUUAAA
Molecule: messenger RNA, 672 nt
Organism: Teleopsis dalmanni
Lineage: Eukaryota; Metazoa; Arthropoda; Insecta; Diptera; Diopsidae
Product: isochorismatase domain-containing protein 1-like
Exons: 3
Coding region: 60-650 (196 amino acids)
Cellular component (GO): cytoplasm
Source: RefSeq, a predicted model, not a curated record